AAAGAGAGUGAAGUCUGAUAGAAAGAUAAACAGAUGUGAAAAACUUCCGACGCUCCACGAAUCAGCAUGUAUUACUUUAUUCUUAAGACUUUGAUAAAGUUAGUCUAAGUUUAUUGUAAAAAAUAAGAGAAUGCUUGGCAUUUCAGUGCUUUUGAAAAAGGUACUUUGACUACAAGUAUAGAAGUGCGCAUAACCCGGGAGUACAGAGAAAAAAGUCAAUUUAAAGGUGAGCGAAGAGGCGUCUGACCGGAGAUUUGUACUGUAGCGAUGGCGAACAGUAAGACGUUGACGGUAGUUGUCCUCCUAAGCAUCUUUUUGGCAAGAAGUCACACAAGAGAUUUCAAAGAGCAGAUCUUUGUGGCGGGAAGCGAUGUGUCUUUAUGGUGUGCCAAUAAUGUCACUGAUGUCAAAUGGAAUGAAUUAAUUUUUAUUGUGUGGAACAUCAGCAUGCAGGGCAGAAAAUGUUUUCUUGGUUUGGCACCCAAACUGGACAACACUUGUAAUGAUGGAAAGAGGCUAUACAACACUUCAAAUGAAGUUUCAUUAUUCAUUCCCAAGAUUUCAGUGGAAGAUGAAGGAUUUUACUAUUGUGAUUUAUCAAUAAAAGGAGGAAGCAAAUCUAUAAAUGUCUCUGUAAGCGUUACCCGCCUGAAAACUCAUCUGGACAUUGAAAAUGGUCUGAGGAUUGCUGUCUGUGAGGCCACAUAUAAAAAGACGAAACCCACUCUUCACUGGGAACCUGCCUUGAACUUUUCCUUCAAAAACACUUCAGUCAAGAAGGUUGACACGUUUUUUAUUAUGGAGAAUCGAGUACAUCUUCCUGAUGAUGUGACCAUCAGUAACCUCAGCUGUGUGGCGUCAUACCCCUCUGUGUCCGGCCCUCUGCAACAGAAGAGCACACUGCAUAUUACAACACAAGGAAAAGAAACAAGAACAUAUAAAUGGGAAAUGAUUGCCAUAUCAUCUGGUUCUUUUUGUUUUAUUCUUGUGUCUCUGGCCGGGGUUUACCUACUACGCAGGAAACUCAAGCACAUAAGUUCAUUGAAGAUGCUUUGCUGCAAAUCCAAAAUCUCACCACCAGCUGAAGACAAACCACCCCAGCCUACUGAUGUGGAAGAGGUGGAACCUUAUGCAAGUUAUAUACAGCGAGUCAAUUCCAUCUACAACUCCUCAGCUGAACUCUUCAAUGCCUAACCGACACAACACACACUCACUUUUCAUGAUGAAACAGGAUACCAGAAGAGCACUGAAAAUUAAGAGGGCAAAGACAUUUCUGUGGUUAAAAUUGCACAUUGAAAACAAUACUAGUGGAAAAGCAGUCAUCUCAUGAGAGCAUCCCCAAAGCAAACAGCGCCUGACUGAGGAACAAAAGUCACACCGAGUCAAAUCGUGAAAGACAGUGACAGAGGAACAUUUGUCUCAGUAUAUGAUGAAGAAUGACUGGGACAACUUCAGAAUCAGUGAUUUCACUAAUAUGUAGAUUUGUAGACACAGUGCCUGGUUAGAUAUUAAUCAUUUGUACAAAUCGUUCUUUUCACGUUUGUACAUAUAUCUUUCCUUUCUGAGAGUAAAAGGUCAAAAUCAACCCAUUGUCCGCUAACAAUACUAAAGUUUUUAAAUAUUGCACAGAAUUCAAAUUAUGUAAAUACAUUUUAUUAUCCCUUCA
Molecule: messenger RNA, 1666 nt
Organism: Rhinichthys klamathensis goyatoka
Lineage: Eukaryota; Metazoa; Chordata; Actinopteri; Cypriniformes; Leuciscidae
Product: cell surface glycoprotein CD200 receptor 1-A
Exons: 6
Coding region: 268-1194 (308 amino acids)
Biological process (GO): regulation of neuroinflammatory response
Molecular function (GO): signaling receptor activity
Source: RefSeq, a predicted model, not a curated record